AUGUCUGGUGGUAACGUCCUGGUGAUUGGAAGCGGCGGCCGGGAACAUGCUUUGUGUUGGAAGCUGUCCGACUCACCGUUUGUGCAGAAAGUCUACUGUUCACCUGGAAGUGUCGGGAUUUCCACGACAGACAAAGUGGAGUGCGUGGAGUUAAACAUCAAAGAUUAUACAGCUGUAGCAGAAUGGUGCGAACAACACGAAAUCGACUUGGUCGUCGUUGGGCCAGAAGAUCCUCUUGCCAACGGUAUUGUCGACGCUCUCACACCUUUGGGCAUCCAAUGCUUCGGUCCUACCAAAGCUGGAGCCCAAAUAGAGGCCAGCAAGGAUUGGUCAAAAACAUUCAUGAACAAAUAUCAGAUACCCACAGCAAGGUACAAGUCAUUUACGGAUGCUGCUGCAGCUAAGGAAUUUAUUAACACAGCUCCAUUCCCAGCACUAGUGGUGAAAGCUUCAGGAUUGGCAGCAGGCAAGGGCGUCGUAGUUGCGAGUAACAAAGAAGAGGCUUGUCAGGCGGUAGACGAGAUCCUCGUGGACUCUAAACAUGGAUCAGCUGGUGAAACUGUUGUGAUAGAAGAACUCUUGGAAGGGGAUGAGGUUUCGGUCCUAGCUUUCACUGACGGUGAGACAGUAUCGAUGAUGCCCCCAGCACAAGAUCACAAACGGGUUGGAGACGGUGACACUGGACCCAACACCGGCGGCAUGGGCGCAUACUGUCCCUGCCCACUCAUCACACCAGAUCAGUUACUAGAUGUUAAAGAGCAGGUGCUACAGAGGGCAGUGGAUGGACUGAAAGCUGAGGGUAUCAAAUACGUUGGUGUACUGUACGCUGGUAUGAUGGUGACAAAAUCAGGCCCUGUGACACUGGAGUUCAAUUGCCGGUUCGGUGACCCAGAGACUCAAGUGCUCCUGACUCUGUUGGAAUCUGAUCUCUAUAAAAUUAUGAAGGCCUGCGUGAAUGGUAACCUGAAACAAAUACAAGUGAUGUGGAAUACGAAGCUCUCGGCUGUGGGUGUUGUCAUUGCUUCCAAAGGCUAUCCCGAAACCUCCACAAAGGGCUGCGUCAUCAGCGGGCUGAGCCAGGCGGCGUCGACGCCGGGCACGCUGGUGUUCCACAGCGGCGUGUCGCGCGGCGCCAACGGCUCGCUGGUGACGUGGGGCGGGCGCGUGUUGCUGGUGUGCGCGCGCGCCGCCUCGCUGCGCGCCGCCGCCGCCGCCGCCACGCGCGCCGCCGCGCUCGUCGACUUCCCCGGCGCGCACUACCGCAAGGACAUCGCGCACAGGGCCUUCUCCAAAAUCAACGGCUUGUCCUAUCUCCAAUCUGGCGUAGACAUCGACGCGGCUGCGACCCUUGUGCGUCAAAUCGAACCUUUAGCCACUGCUACUCACAGACGGGGGGUGCUAGGACGUUUGGGGUGCUACAGUGGUCUGUUCCAGCUGUCGGCUAUGAACCCCAACUUGAAGGAUCCUGUGUUGGUGCAGGGGACGGACGGUGUUGGCACUAAACUCAAGAUUGCAGAGAUAAUGAAUAAAUACGACACCCUAGGUCACGAUCUGGUCGCUAUGUGCGUGAACGAUAUUCUGUGCGCGGGCGCAGAACCGUUCGCGUUCCUUGACUACAUGGCGUGCGGUCGGCUGCAGGUCGACGUGGCCACCACCAUCGUCAAAGGCAUCGCUGACGCGUGCAAGCUUUCUGGAUGUGCCUUGUUAGGAGGUGAAACGGCAGAAAUGCCUUCAAUGUAUGACAUCGGCAAGUACGACUUGGCUGGGUUCGCGGUCGGUGUGGUCGACAACCUGAAGCAACUGCCCCGCUCUAAGGAGAUUCGUCUCGGGGACGUCGUGUUGGCGCUACCCUCGACUGGAGUACACAGUAACGGUUACAGCUUGGUGCAGAAGAUUAUGUUGGAAACUGGUCAUAGAUACACAGAGCCAGCUCCCUUCAGCACUACGAACAAAUCCUUCGGAGAAGAGUUCUUGGUUCCUACUGGCAUCUACGUCAAAGACUUGAUGCCAGCUAUCAAGCAUGACCUGAUCAAGGGUCUAGCUCACAUCACUGGAGGCGGGCUACUGGAGAACAUUCCCAGGAUCCUGCCGCCUGGUAUCCGAGUUCGGCUUGACGCCACUAAGUUUAACAUUAAACCUGUCUUUGGAUGGCUACAGGCUAAAGGUGUGGUGUCAGACUUCGAAAUGCUCCGAACAUUCAACUGCGGUAUAGGAAUGAUAGUGAUCGUAGACCCGGUGUGCCUCAACGAGUUCUUGGGCACUGUCGAGGGCGAGAUUACCGUCGUCGGCACUGUGGAGAAUAUUGGCAAAGAGGGCGGUCACCAGGUGGUGGUGGAGAAGUUCCCGGAGGCGAUGGCGCCGCUGACGUCGCCCUACGUGAGCGCGGAACGGGAGGUCCCGCAGAAGUCUCUCUCGUACAAGGACAGCGGCGUCGACAUCGAGGCUGGGGACUCCCUCGUGUCUUUGAUUAAGCCUUUGGCUAGGACGACGUCUCGGUCGGGUGUGCUGGGCGGUCUCGGCGGGUUCGGUGGCUGCUUCCAGCUGAAGGCAGUUGAAGGAGACUAUAAGGACCCCGUUCUGGUACUGGCCGCAGACGGCGUGGGAACGAAACUGAAGAUAGCGCAGAAGAUCAACCAGCACGGCACCAUCGGCAUCGACCUGGUGGCGAUGUGCGUGAACGACAUCCUGUGCAACGGCGCGGCUCCGCUGACGUUCCUGGACUACUUCGCGUGCGGCUCGCUCAACGUCAACGUGGCGCGCAACGUCGUGUCCGGCGUCGCCGAGGGAUGCCGCCAGGCCUCCGCCGCGCUCAUCGGUGGUGAGACAGCAGAAAUGCCCGGUAUGUACGAGCCUGGUGUAUAUGACAUCGCUGGAUUUGCCCUCGGUGUUGUAGAAAGGUCACAGAUUUUACCCAAGAUUAACGAUAUUACGGUCGGUGACACAAUUAUCGGUCUUCCAUCCAACGGUGUGCACAGCAACGGGUUCAGUCUCAUUCACAAGCUCAUGAAGAAAUUAAGACUUACACUUAACGACAGAGCGCCUUUCAGCAAAGAGGGGUUGACACUUGGCGAGGAGUUGAUAAAGCCGACGCGCAUCUACGUGAAGAGCGUGCUGCCGGCGCUGCGCGAGGGGCGCGUGAAGGCCGUGGCGCACAUCACGGGCGGCGGCCUCCUCGACAACAUCCCGCGCGUCAUCCCCGACAACGUGCGCGCGCGCCUCAACGCGCACUGGUGGCACGUGCACCCCGUAUUUCCAUGGAUAGCAGACGCUGGGUCCGUGCAAGAUGACGAGAUGCUGAGGACCUUCAACUGUGGUAUUGGAAUGGUGCUAAUCGUGGCACCCGAGGACCAGGCUGAAGUAAUGAAUAAACUUCGGUCGUUCGGCGCCAUGGUGAUCGGAUCUAUACAGGCUCGUCCACCGACGGGCCCAAGAGUUAUCGUCGACAACUUCGCCUCAGCUCUGGACUUCACUAGAAGAAUGCCUUUGAUGCCCACCAAAAAGGUGGCAGUGUUGGCGUCAGGCAACGGCAGCAACCUGCAGGCGCUGAUAGACACGACGCGGGACCCCGCGCAGUGCAUGUGCGCCGACAUCACGCUCGUCGUCAGCAACAAGAAGGACGCCUACGCGCUGCAACGCGCCGAGAAGGCUGGGAUACCCACACUUGUAUUCAACCACAAGGACUACGCCUCGCGGGAGGAGUUCGAUCGCGCCGUGAGCGAUGCUCUAGAGGCACACAAGAUAGACAUCGUGUGUCUAGCGGGCUACAUGAGGAUCCUGUCCUCCGAGUUUGUUAAAAAGUGGCACGGUAGACUCUUGAACAUCCAUCCUUCGUUAUUACCCAGACACCCAGGACUUCAUGCACAGAAGCAAUGUUUGGAAGCCGGCGAUAGGGAGAGUGGAUGCACCGUGCAUUUCGUUGAUGAGGGCAUGGACACGGGCCCGAUCAUCCUGCAGGAGCGCGUGCCGGUGAGCGCGCGCGACUCGGUGGAGGCGCUGACGGCGCGCAUCCUGGACGCCGAGCACCGCGCCUACGCGCGCGCGCUGCGCCUCGUCGCCACCGCGCGCGUGCGCCUCGCGCACUCCGGCACGCUCAUGUGGUACUCUUAG
This is a messenger RNA of Arctia plantaginis, 4107 nucleotides long. The record is from the annotation of a GenBank genome assembly. Lineage: Eukaryota; Metazoa; Arthropoda; Insecta; Lepidoptera; Erebidae.